Messenger RNA from Puntigrus tetrazona (Sumatra barb), 483 nucleotides. Its product is annotated as serine/threonine-protein kinase pim-1-like. Gene Ontology annotation, cellular component: cytoplasm. The transcript has a single exon. Gene Ontology annotation, molecular function: ATP binding; protein serine/threonine kinase activity. The record is from RefSeq and is a predicted model, not a curated record. Lineage: Eukaryota; Metazoa; Chordata; Actinopteri; Cypriniformes; Cyprinidae. Gene Ontology annotation, biological process: negative regulation of apoptotic process; regulation of mitotic cell cycle; protein autophosphorylation. Bases 1 to 483 code for a protein of 160 amino acids.
AUGGCAUUUCAGUCACGGGCUAAACCCUUGCCAUCAGGGACGGUAAGGUACUGCCCUCCCGAGUACUUUGAGAAAGGCGAGUACCACGGGAAGGAGGCAACAGUGUGGUCGUUAGGCGUGCUGCUGUUCGCUAUGAUCACUGGCCUUUUCCCGGACAGCAUCGAUAUCGGCCUCAUGGACGUCGACGCCUGGUCCCAUCCGGGCAUCUCAGAUGGUGAGAAAAAUCAUUACAGGACGAGGAAGGAUAGCGGCUUUAUAAAAGAUGGAAUGAUGGACAUUGCAGGCAUCUUUCCGAGUUUACAAAGCAGGUGUGAACUGAUAAUCAGACAGUUUUCCCAACGUUUCUGCACAGAAUGUUGCCAUUUCAUUCGAGGUUGCCUGAAGAGCACCCCAGAACAGAGGGUUCAUUUAGAGGAGAUGCGGUUCCAUGACUGGUUCAAGGUACUAAGUCUAAGCUUAGCUAAAACCUUUGCCUUUUUGUAG